This is a messenger RNA of Gasterosteus aculeatus aculeatus (three-spined stickleback), 1522 nucleotides long. The record is from RefSeq and is a predicted model, not a curated record. NCBI's taxonomy places the organism in Eukaryota, Metazoa, Chordata, Actinopteri, Perciformes, Gasterosteidae.
AUGGACGUCCAUGGGUCGCUCCUCUGCUCCCAGGAGGAUGUAAAGUCAGCGGGCAGCUUCUUCAAGACUGUCAAACACUGUCACCCUCAAUAUGCUUUUAUUGUGGAGAGGACUUUAUUGAUCAGCUUGUGGCUUUUCUCUGGCUCCUUAUUGGACGGUGGAGUUUUGACAGAUUGUUGCUCCCAGCAUGCAGAUGAAGAUCAGCUGGCUCUCAGAUCAGAUCUCACUACUGUUCACCGUGUGACGACUUCCUGUGAGGACCUGAGUUUGUUUGUCCUGCAGCUCCCCGACCUGAAGGACGCUGAGGCGGUGCAGAAGUUCUUCCUGGAGGAGAUCCAGCUGGGGGAGGAGCUUCUGGCUCAGGGAGACUACGAGAAAGGCGUGGACCACCUGACCAACGCCAUCGCCGUGUGUGGUCAGCCUCAGCAGCAGACUCUGCCUCCACCCGUCUUCCAGAUGCUCCUCACCAAACUGCCCAGCAUCAGCCAGCGCAUUGUGAGCGCACAGAGUCUGAGCGAGGAGACAACCCCCCCCCAAACACUCACCCUCAUCUUCAUCAUCUGGACCUUCCAAGACGUCCCCCCCGACGCCUCGGCCUCCAUCACUCCGGGCCGCCGUCCAUCACUUCCUGAAGGGGAACUCGUUUCUUUACUCCUGGUUCAUCCAUGACAGUGAUGUUUAGUUCUUUUUAACCUGAAUGACCCGUUUUGUGGCGUUCAGAGUCUCUGGGUCAUGACGUAGGCGUGCACUCUGCAGGUGGAGCGUGUUACCGUGAAGGGGCUCCUUCCUUCUGGGUGGUGCAGCACACGUGCUGACAGCCUCAUGUACCCGGGUUACACCGUCUGACGUGUUGGUAACGACCGUCUUCCUGCUUCUCAUGAGAUCACAAACAGGAAUCUUCUCUUUGCUCGGAUGCUUCAAAGUAUUUAUUGUGUGUUUUUCUUUGUCAUCGGUCGUCUUUCUGUUCGUUCUCGACUUUUAAAAAGUGAUCAAACGUUUUGUUUAGUCAUUUUAAAGAGGACGACCCUCUUUAGGAAAAUAAAAAGAAACGUGAAGGAACUCUGAAGUUGUCUUGUGAGGUGAUUUUGUAUCUAAAGGAGGUCACGCCUCCUCCACGUGGUCCAGUCGCUGUGCACGUGUCAUCAAGGAGACAAACAGGUAUGACGUCAUAAACUCAUGAAGCUGCUUCAUGAAUAACAGCCUGUGCAGCUCCAACAACUACAGCUCAGCUGCUAAACUCUUGUUACAUCAUUUAAGUUCAUGGUUUUGCUCUCGGGCACCAAAUAAAUACUUUGUUACUACAGCAGGAAAACUGUGGAUCAACGUUUGUGUAUAAUUACAGUUGUAUUUGGUUAUUAUUCUGCUGCUGGUUCUCAGUCGAGUGGAUUCUCCUCAGUAUCUGAAGCCACUGAACAGUUUCAUCAACCUCGUGUAUUAACUCACGUUAGAAUUGAUCUUUCUGUGGAACUCGUGUCGUUCACACUGACCAAUUGUCACGUGAUCAAUAAACAAAGAACUCGGA